This is a messenger RNA of Zonotrichia leucophrys gambelii, 2601 nucleotides long. It is a transcript of the gene KNG1, whose product is annotated as kininogen 1. Gene Ontology annotation, cellular component: blood microparticle; extracellular region; endolysosome. Lineage: Eukaryota; Metazoa; Chordata; Aves; Passeriformes; Passerellidae. The transcript is spliced from 17 exons. Gene Ontology annotation, biological process: positive regulation of cytosolic calcium ion concentration; negative regulation of endopeptidase activity; negative regulation of blood coagulation. Bases 1 to 2160 code for a protein of 719 amino acids. Gene Ontology annotation, molecular function: heparin binding; zinc ion binding; cysteine-type endopeptidase inhibitor activity. The record is from RefSeq and is a predicted model, not a curated record.
AUGCUGCUUUUAGCUUCAGCUUUUUUUCUAACACUACUGCAGUGCUCUAGUGCCCAAAAUGAAAUAAGCAUUACACCUGCAGACUGUAACACCAUUGAAACAGAUGCAGGAGUGGCCCUGGAUUUGGUCAACAGACAUCGCAGAGAUGGUUACGUAUUCGGUUUGUUCCGUGUUGCUGAUGCACAUGAACUACGUUUAGGAAACUCAACGGUCCUCUACCUAACUUUGGAUGUGCUGGAAACGGAAUGCUCUGUCUUAUCCAGAAGACACUGGGAGUCCUGUGACUACAGUGACACCUAUCCAAUGGACUUUGGGCAAUGUAAGAUUAUCACAUAUACAAACCAUCUGCUGAAGAAACCUCAACUAUAUGGAUUUAAUUGUACAUUAAGUCCAGUUCCACCUGACUUAGUAGAGUGCAAAGAUUGUCCUGUGAAACUUGAAGCCUUAGAAGUCACUGAGGAACACAAAGAUAUUGCUGCAAAGGCCCUGAGGAAAUUCAACAGGGAAGGUAACCACACAAACAACUUCGCUGUGGAUAAAGUUGAAAGAGUUUUAAAGAUGACUGCCUCCCGUGAAGGUCACAUUUUAGGAUUCUCUAUAAAAGAGACCAACUGUUCAAAAUCUACGCAGGAAACAGAUCAGGCACUGGAAUGUGAUUUUCUGCAUGACUGGCACGCUCACACCGGAUUCUGCAAGGCAAGAGUUAUCAGUGAUGCAGAUGAAGCUGAUGGAACAGAUAUAAGCUGUGAAAUCUACCAUCCCUGGUUUUCAGACUGUGAUGACCCUGAUGUCUUUAAAGCUGUUGAUGCAGCACUGAAGAAAUACAAUGAAGAUGAAGCAACUGGUACCCAAUUUGCUCUAUAUGUGGUGAUGGAAGCCAAGAGAACUGCAGGUCCUGACCCACAGUUUUAUGUGAAAUACAGAAUACUUGAAAGCACUUGUGCCAGUGAGGAAAACAAACAUUGGCAACACUGUCAUUACAGAGUAUCUGCAGAGGCUAAAACAGGAGAAUGCACAGCUCGAGUUCAUAUGAAUGAUGCUGAUAAAACAACUAAUGUUUCACAAGAGUGCAGAAUUUUCUCAGAUGUGUCAAAGAUAAGACUUACUGAGGCUCCAUGUCUUGGAUGCUUUCAUCCUAUAUCAAGUGAUGGUUCAGAAGUGUCAGAAAUUCUGAAAAAAGCCAUUCAAAAGUUUAACAAGCACAGUGAUGAACCUGCCCUUUUUAAGCUUGCGGAAAUAAAAGAAGCUAAGAGACAGGUGGUAGCUGGAUGGAACUAUGUAAUUAGAUACGAAAUUGAGGAGACUAAUUGCACCAAAGACCAAUUUCAAGAUUUAACUCCAGAAUGCAAAAUCACUUCUAGAGGUCGUGUAGCUAAAUGUGAGGCCAAAGCAUUUCAGAAUCUUCACGCAGAGAUCGUAGAUACCAUGAGUGACUGCAAGCUUCCAGUUGAAGAAACAGUAGUUGCUGCCAUUUGCCCAGGUUGUCCAAGGACUAUCCCAACUGACAGUCCAGAACUGAAGGAGCUACUGAAGGUUUCUCUAGAGAAGUAUAAUUCAGAGAGCGAUGAUGACUUCUACUAUAAAGGUGGAGAAAUACAAUCAGCGACAAUUCAGGUGGUUGCAGGAAAAAAGUAUCGAGUAAAAUUUACAGUCUGGAAGACAAACUGCUCUAAGAGUGAGUUUGAGAAACUUAAUGAAGACUGUACAGCCACAUCAGACAGUGCCUCACUGUCAUGCGAUGCACAAAUUCACGUGAUCCCAUGGCAGAAUAAAAUCUAUCCCCAGGUGAACUGCUCUGAAGAGCACCAAGCGAUGUUCUAUGCAAGGAGGCCUCCUGGAUUCACACCUUUCCGGAGCACUGUCAUGCUAAGCCAGCCACACGCAGUUUCACAGGCUGAUAAAAAUGAAGGAGAAAGUCAAAGCCCCAGCACAGAAACAAGGAAAGACAAUGGACAGGAACCAGAAGGUGAAGAUCGCCCAGAAUCUCCUCGCCCCAGAUGUCCUGGAAAACCAUGGAAACAACUUGUGGGCUUUCCAGCCCCUCCUAGCUUUCCCAGAGAAUUCACAAAUGAGGAUCUCUUGCCUUCUGCAGCAGGAAACAUCGAUCCAGCUACAGAAAACAACGAGAAAGACUUUGAUCUCACAGAUGCUUUAGCAUAAUUCAAACAUUGCAGGAUCCUUUUCAGAUAUGUUAUAUAGAAUAUAAGAAAAAUACCGCCUUUUGAAAUGUAUAAAAUGCAGAGAGGCAAAAGCUCAUAUUCUGUUAGCUGAAAUACUCAAGUAGGUCACCAGCACUUCUGGGGACCUAAGACCAUAUGGCAAUACUGUGCAUUUGCAUAUAUUUGCAAAUAUGUAAAUCUGUGUAACUCAUCUGCCUCAAUUUUCUAUAAGCACAAACUGAAUCACUGCAUCAAAUCUUACUGUAUUAUUUCUAAAAGAAUGGCAGAAAGAAUUUUGCAGAUUACACUAAGAAUCUUGACCAAAUAUCAGUAAAACAAGUCAAUAUAGAAGAGAGCCUCUCUUAGAGAUGUGAAAUAUUUUUUCUUUAAUUUACUGGAGUGGAUCAUUUAAAGAACAAAAUAAAACAAAGGAACCUUUUAA